UUAUACCUUAUCUGUGGCAAUGUAUGGUUUGUACGUGUGUUUUAUUUAUUUAACCUAACAUUAUUUUCUUGAUGAUUUUCUUGUUAAUUGAAUUAAUCUAUAAAGAAGCUAUGUUGACUUUAUGAACCGGUCUAAAACAUUAAUGUUACAAAGAAAUUUAAGCAAUUGGGACAAUAUAUCUAUGUAGUUUGCGGCAUUUUGUUGAAGUGAAAAUAUAGGUAGUAGUCGGCUUAAAACAGCACAAUGGACGACGACGAAGUAGCAGUCCCUGAAGAAGAAAUAGAAGUACUUUAUUUUGACGACGAAGAUGAAGAAGAAAGUAAUGAUGUAAUUGAAGAAGAUGUGGAUGAAUUUGAAAAUAUACCUUUUGAAGAGCCUGAAGAAUUUCAAACAGAAGUAGUUGAUUUAUCAAAAUAUACAUUUACUAGACAUGGGCAAUCCGUAUUUAGUAGUUCUUUAAGUAAAGAUGGUAAAAUUGCUGUAACUGGUGGCGAGGAUGAUUCAGCUUUUGUGUGGAUAUUGGAAACAGGAGAUGUUAUCAUAGAAUGUACUGGCCAUAAAGAUUCUGUAACUGAAGUUUUGUUUAAUCAUGAUGAUCAGUAUGUGGCCACUGGUGAUAUGGGUGGUUUAAUACAGGUUUGGAGCAUUAUCGAAAAGAAAUUGAUUUGGUGCUAUGAAGUAGACGAUUUGGAAUGGUUAUUGUGGCAUCCAAUAUCUAAUGUACUUUUUUGUGGUACAAAGUCAGGAGAUAUUUAUCUUUGGCAAGUACCAUCUGGUACUUGCAAAAUUUUGCCAUCCCAUGGGGUAGCCUCAACUUGUGCUAAGUUAUUACCUGAUGGUAAACGUCUUAUAUCCGGUUAUUCAGAUGGUAAACUAAAACUAUGGGAUAUAAAAACGGUUUCAAGCGAGUGGCAACUCAGCGACAUAUCUGACGCACCUUUAACAUCUUUAAGUCUCUCCAGUGAUGGUAAUGUUUGUGCUAUAGCCCCCUCAGGACAGGUCAUAAAAUUACAAGAUGGGCGCAUCAUCGGUUCUAUUUUACCAGACAAAGAAAAAGAUAUUGAAGCAGUCGAAUUUAAUAACAAAUUAGGACUUAUCGCAACUGGAUCGUUAUCAGGUCGAUUGUGUGUGUGGGACAUAGGAAAAUAUACUUUGAGACAUGAAGCCAGAAUAGAAUCCUCUGUCACUAUAAUGAAAUGGACUGUUACUGAUAAAGUGUUGGUGGGUGCAGCCGAUGGUGCUAUUUAUGUAUGUGAUGGGAAAUUAGGAACUCUUGUGGAAACCUUGACGGGACACACUGCUGCCAUACUAAGUCUCAGCAUCUCGGAAGAUGGGUCUACUGUCCUAACUACUUCUGAUGAUGGUACAGCAAAAAUUUUUAACAUUCGAACCGGUUAAAAACUAUUAUGCACAUUAAGAUUUUAUCUAUGAAUUUAUUUUUAUGUUUUAAUUAACAAUAUCAGCUUUAACUUGUACAGAUGGCGGUAAGUCAUUAUUUUAAAAUAAUAGACUCAUAUAUUCACACUAUUAGACUAUAAACAAAAUAAAUAAAUAAAGAGACACAAUCAUGAUACUUGAUUUAAAUUUCUCUUUGUUUAUAUAUUUUGCUUCUUAUCUUUUUGGCUUCUGUUUCAGUUAAUAAUUAUUAUUUAAUAUUCAAUAAUCUGAAUAAUUUAAUUUUGUAUUAGAGCUUAGAGCUUUAUGCCCGUUUAAGNAGUUUAGAAAUAAAUAAAUUAAUAUAAUAUCUUGUUAGAAA
This is a messenger RNA of Agrilus planipennis (emerald ash borer), 1756 nucleotides long. Its product is annotated as angio-associated migratory cell protein. The coding region runs from base 244 to 1398 and encodes 384 amino acids. Gene Ontology annotation, molecular function: protein binding. NCBI's taxonomy places the organism in Eukaryota, Metazoa, Arthropoda, Insecta, Coleoptera, Buprestidae. The transcript has 2 exons. The record is from RefSeq and is a predicted model, not a curated record.